Messenger RNA from Arvicola amphibius (Eurasian water vole), 2150 nucleotides. RefSeq names its product chromosome 1 C10orf62 homolog (gene C1H10orf62). The transcript has a single exon. The record is from RefSeq and is a predicted model, not a curated record. The coding region runs from base 812 to 1666 and encodes 284 amino acids. Lineage: Eukaryota; Metazoa; Chordata; Mammalia; Rodentia; Cricetidae.
ACAAGCAAACAGUUUGGAUCUUCAGGCUAUCACUCAGGAAAGAUGUAGCUUACUGUGGAAUGACCCCAGGCCUUGGGGCCUGACGUUUGUCCUAUCUACUCUGCCUUCUCAGCCCACUGCUUUGUCUGCUCUCAAUUGUGACCUCAUAUUGUUCCAGAAUGAGCUCCUUCCUGGGCCUUUUAGUUUCUGGACUCUUCACUGUAAUGGAGCUAGGGCUGUAAGAAACGGUAUAUGUUGUGUUGACAACAGGGAUGGUUUUCCUGGGGAGUUAUUGACCAGGAAUGGAUGCCAGUUCAGCUAAGGGGGUCCCAGUUUGUCAUGGCCAAACUGAUUCACUGUCCUCUGCACUCUGGGGGCCACUAGAUAAGGAAUGACGAGGGAAACCAAAGAAAGUAAGCAGGACAGAGCAGAAGACUGCACAGCCAGCAGAAGGCAGAAGCAUCUCAUAGCUAAAUGAUGCUUUUCCCACUGAGGGCAGGGGACAAAACCCAAACCUUACAUGAGGCUGGCCAGACUAUGUCUGAGUGCUAAGGUGGCCUCACCUCACCCCAUCCCCCGGCUGCCUUCCUCACAAUGGGGUUCAUUGCUGAGGUGUCAGAGGGAAUACUAAGGAGGGUGAGGCAGGGGCCUGCCUGCCAGACACCCGCAGGGCUCUGGCCCAUUCAAGCAUGAACCAUACCAUCUGGGCUCCGCCACUCCCAGCGCGCUCUGCGUGAGGCCUAGGGCCCUGGAGGACUUCUUAGAGUUCCUCCAGCAACCAUCAUGCAAGGUGGUGCUGGGGACUGCCCUCUUGCUAGGAGGUGGAGGCCUCAUGCUGUGGGCUCAGAGGAGGAAAAGGGAGACAGAGUGUGCUCGAGACAAGUCUUCCGAAUCCUGCCGAUCAAAUGACAGCUGGAUCAAGUCUCACUUUAGCCGCCUCUCCGAAGAGAGGUUGCCCACCCACCGCUAUGGCAGCAACAAUGGCCCCUCGUAUGAAAAUAGGCACGGGGAAGCCAGCACCACCUUCCACAUGGAGACCCUCACCUCCAAACACGGAGGAGGGAGCAUGGCUCUGCACCGAGAUUCCUUUGCCAGCAAACAGAAGGUGUCUGGGACCUCAGUGACCAAAGAGACCCAGAGGGAAUCAAGAAAGCCCUCGUCAAUGGAGGACGAAACAUGGGCCGCUGUGGCUGCUUGUGCCAAGGAGAUCGAUGCCAAGGGGCAUCACCUGGCUAAUUCCAUGCUGCAGCGCGCCACGACCUACCAGCAUAUAGGCCACGUGGAAUCCAGGGACAUCAGCCCAGAAGAGCUGAAGGCUCUGGAGGAGGUGGAGAUAAAGCUGAAAGGGAAUUUCCUCACUCAGCGGGAAACCUCCGUAGCUGGUUCCAACCAAACGCACACCGUCUACAGCCAGAGUCACCAUGGGCACCAGAGCCAGCAUAGGCAUUCAGACCACCAGAGUAAUCAGAGUCAUCCUGCUUACUCCAGCCACCAGGGUCAUCACCCAGAUCACUUGAGCCACCAGGGUCAUCCAAGUUACUCAAGCCACCAGAGCCACCAGAGUCAUCUGGGCCACUCAAACCACCAGGGUCACCAGGGUCACUCAAGCCACCAGGGUCAACCAGGUCACGCAAGUCAUCAGAGCCAUAGUCUGCCCAACCGCAGCCACCAAAUCUAUGGCUCUUGAAGCCACUUAACCAUGUGCCCCCUCCCCCAGCAGGGCCGGCUCACAUAUACAGGCCUGUUUUCUCUUCUAUGGGGAAACCUACUUGGUCCAGGGUGAGAGGCUGCCACCCAAAUCCCUACUUCUGGCCCCCAUGAGUAAGGGAGGAAGGGAUGCAGCUUCAACAGCCCGAGGACCCUGAAGACCCAUGAGAAAAGACAUGAGGCAGAUUACAGGAGCAGCCACCACAAGCCCCACACUGACUCCACAUGCCUGAAUGGAGCCAAUAAAGCCCUGCGUGCCCUCAUUCUGUGUCCAGAGACUCUGUGGCCAGCUGAGUUCUGGGCAAGGUUGGAGGAGAGGGUGUGUCCCCAGCAGUUCUGUAGGUGGGCCUUGGCUGGGGGCCUUCUCACUGCACCAGCCUUAAGACCAUGGCAGUUUCCCCUGCCGGAGGUCUCACACCCAUCUGCCUACUGCUGCCGAGGGACCAGGGUGGAGCACAGGCUGG